AUGGUGGAUGGCGAUCCCGCAUCUGAUAUCGCCCUCCCGUGGCAACUGACGCGCUCCGCCUACGUUGUCAACAUGCUAGAUGGGUUCUGGCGAGCUUACCUGCCAGAUGGGAAACGGCUAGAUCCUGGGCUGGGACAUCAUUCAACUUGGGGAAUGGUCAAAUCCAUGGAGCUCUUCCUGUCGCAGGGGGGCGUCGUAGGGAAAGCAGUAGCUGCUUUGUGCCUCGCCACUGUCGACUUGACAAAUAACAACCAGUGGAUGCGGCAGGAUAGUCUUCGUUACUAUAGUGAAGCUCUCCGCGAUAUGACUAUUGCUCUCAGUCAGCCGAGGAGGGACUGCGGAAUGGGCCUGGUCAGUGCCAUAAGGAUCUUCAGUAUCUAUGAGGUCAGAACCCCACAUCGACCUAAUCAACUUGCUCUUGACUGGCGACUUCUGAUACGUACAAAGUCUUAUUUCGUUGCUGUGAAUCCAGAGCCGUCCUCAAAACAGUCCCUUGGUUGGAUGACCCAUAUCACAGGCGAGAUUUCUUUAUUUCGUACUAACGACCCGAGUUACUAUGCAACGGGCGCAGCCCACCGGUUGUUUGUCGAUGAUAGGCUAUAUAUGAUCUCUAUAGCUCUACACGAGCGAAAACCUUCGUUUCUACGAGACGAGGCAUGGAAGACACUGCCGUGGAGCGUCGUUCCCAAGACACCGCGGGACCUUAUUCUUGACAUACUAGUCGAGGUGCCAACGGCUUUUGAAGCCGCUGACACGUACCAAACCAUGGCUUCUCGUGAACCGAUAACUGCCGAGGUACGUCGCCAAGAACUCGUGCAGUUCUGUCUAGGUCUGCACCUGCAGCUUGCCCGGUGGCACGCCGAUCAUCUCGCGGUCGUGCAGUGGGCGUCACAAGUCACGCCACUUUGGGAUAUGGACACCUCCACCCCGGCACCCAGCCAGCCUCACAUCGCCAUGCUGCAUGUCAUGACCUUGUACUGGGGAACAUCCUCCCUGAUCCACAGCAUCUUGCGUGCCACCCUCAAGGACGAUGAGCCACGGCCAUGUAACAUGAGUCCUGAAGUGUCCUGCAGCAAGAUCAUCGUCGCCCUCUCAAACUUGCUUCAUCCCAACAUCGGAUUAUUCCGCAUCCACCUGGUUACAAUUCCCCUGAGCAUUGUGAUGCUACAACUUCAAGACCCUUCCCUGCAACUUAAUGCGCUAUGCCACGAGAGGCGAUUGCUAGCUCGUUGUUUAGCACACCCAGGGUGCUCAAGUAUAUCCAAAUUUCUGAGCAAACUGGCUCAUUUACUUCAUUUUAAUGUUCGCUUGCAGACUACCGACCUUUGGGCUAGCGAAGUGCCUCCCAUUUCUUGA
Molecule: messenger RNA, 1356 nt
Organism: Aspergillus alliaceus
Lineage: Eukaryota; Fungi; Ascomycota; Eurotiomycetes; Eurotiales; Aspergillaceae
Exons: 2
Coding region: 1-1356 (451 amino acids)
Source: RefSeq, a predicted model, not a curated record